Plasmodium coatneyi is the source of this 7683-nucleotide messenger RNA. RefSeq lists its product as uncharacterized. The record is from RefSeq and is a predicted model, not a curated record. NCBI's taxonomy places the organism in Eukaryota, Apicomplexa, Aconoidasida, Haemosporida, Plasmodiidae. Gene Ontology annotation, biological process: mRNA catabolic process. Gene Ontology annotation, cellular component: P-body; exosome (RNase complex). Gene Ontology annotation, molecular function: RNA binding; 3'-5'-RNA exonuclease activity. Bases 1 to 7683 code for a protein of 2560 amino acids. The transcript is spliced from 10 exons.
AUGAAUACGAACAAAAAAAAACCGUUUCACAAAAAACUGAAUAGAAGAGUACUCAAGGAAUUUUCAUACGUUUCUUUUAAGAAGGAAAUUGCGAAGCUGUAUGAAAAGGAGAAGGACUUCUUUAAGCAGAUGCAUAAUGGGACUCUAUCGUCGGAAGAUGUUUUAAGAUGUGACGGGACAAACGAUCCAUAUGUGCGGCGGAAGGGGGAGCACCACGUGGAUGGUGCCGGAUUGGUGGUCAAUGUGCGAAAAGGACCUACGACUUCCCGUUCGCUAGGAAAGAUCGCCAAAAGACAAGAGGCCACCAAGGGGGCGGAUCCCAAAGGAGGUGUAACUGGCCGAAAAGAUGUUCUGAAAUCCCAAUCCAUGGGGGACAAAGACACGGAAAGUUUCCACUCGUGUUCUAUGCAGGAGCACGACGAGGAGACUAGCUCGAAGAAUUCAGUGAAUAAUGUGGGGGGGAAGAAUCUCCAAAUGGGGAAAGCCAAGGUAGAGCAAGUAAAGAAGAAUGCACACAACACCAUGAGCGAUCACACGCGGAUGAUCAAGCAAGAGGAAAAGGAAGUCAUAAAGCAAGUGCUAAAAAUAAUUAUAACAGAACAAAAAAUAUUCGAUAUUUUAGCGAGGCAUUUUCAGGAGAGAAUAAUAGAUGUUAUAAGCCCCCAAAUGAUGAAAUACAUUUUAAAAAAGGCACGAAAAAACGUGGACUUUCAGAUGGUAAAAAUUCUUCUGGUUCAGAAUGUAGACCAGAAGAAUAUAGAGAACACCCUCAACACUAAAGGGAAAAGAAAGUUAUUCAAAAAAUAUAUUUUCUCUAAGCAAAGAAUGAGGGCUAUAGAAUGUGCGCUCCUUGAAAUUGCGUGGAUGGAUGAAUAUGGGUUCAAUUUUCGUGAAUCCUAUAAAGAGUUAGACAUAUCAUCGGAUGAGUACCUUCUCUGUGUGGAAGCCGUGUGUGUUUAUCUGACACGAAAAUCUCAGGAGGGCACGGCGAAUUAUAAAAAAUACUUGGCUGUGCAUAAGCACGUUAGGCAGCUUUUGCAUGGAAACUCCAGUGCGUAUGAGAGCGGCAGUAGUGUUAGAUCCGUGCAGGGGGUCAGGGGUUUGGACACCCAGGGAGAUGACAACAGUCAGAGGAUCGAACAGAAGAAAAGCAAAAAUGUUAUCGACGCAGAGGAUAUUGCCCGUCUGCAUAUUGACCAGGGGGGAAGCGACGGUGGUGAAGUGGGGGGUCCAAAAAAGGACAAUACCACCAAAGUUCCAUAUAAACCGGGUGGAACCCACGAAAGUUCUGCGGAAUUACUCAAAAUGGUGAGCGAAGAAAUGAAAAAAAGGGACCGCGAAAUUAACACACUGAAAAGGUCAUUGGAGCAGAUAGAGAAGGAUGUAAAGCUGCUAUUGAGAAAGAAUGACGUGAGGACAGAUUCGGUGGAAGACUCGUUGGACCACUCGUUGGAGGAUUUCAGAAGGAGCCAUUCUUCCUACCGCAGCGCGGAGAAGGCACCUCCACGGGGGGAGUCAUGCGUGAAGUCAUCUGUGAAGUCAUCUGUGAAGUCAUCUGUGAAGCCGUCUGUGAAGGCAUCCGCGGAACCACCUGUGGCCGUCCCCAUAAGCGAGGAAGACGUAACCUCGUUCAGGCACAAGGCAUUCGUCCUGAUUAACUUGCUGAAUGAGCACCUCACCGGGGAGGAAACCAAAACAAGCGCAACUGCGAAGAAGCAAACGGAAGGGAAACCUCUAACCCUGAAUUAUCUGAACGAGGAAAUUGACAGACUGAUAGGCAUCAUGACGGGGGGAAAAAAACCAUCUACAGAAAAACCACCGGCAGAAAAACCAUCUGCAAACAAACCAUCUGCAAACAAACCAUCUGCAAUCAAACCACCUGCAGACAAACCAUCUGCAGAAAAACCAUCUGCAGAAAAACCACCUGGCCACGUGGGACAAAGCAGCAGUGAGGUGUGGAGCCCCUCGGAGGGCGCCUCCAACUUGGAGGAAGAACGAAACAAAUUGGUAUCCCCCCCAAUGAAGGGAAUGAACAAAAAGGGAAAGACAACCAAAGUUGAGCAGUUCCCAGAGCAGAUAAAUUGGGAGGUAUCAAAUGUGGGGAAAAAAGCAGGAGCCAGGGAAGCAGACAGAAUUGUAUACAUGGCGGGGAAAACUGCCUCUGCUAAAAUGGAUUCCUUUAAAAUGAGCACCCCGCAAGUGGGAUCAACAUCCGAGUUAAGGAAAAACGAUGCGAUCAAAAUGGAGAGGAAGGUUUCCCCACCAAGCAGUUACACAGAUAGGGUGAAAGAAAGGCAAAAGAAAUCUUCCGUCUACGAGUACGACGUAAGUACCACUCGGUGGAACAACAACCAUGGCAUACUUGAACCCAAAAGAGAAAAGAAAAAAAAUAGCAUCCUUAAAUACGUUAAUAAUUUUAUGAGCAAUGCAGCGAGCGAAAACAUGAACAGAGGAAUAUCAUCUGUGGAGAGUAGCAAAAUGGAAGACAUGGUUACUUCUCAGAACACCAGUUCAGAUGCAUCCAUAACCGUGGAGAACACAUAUAAGAGGAGAAACUACUUCCAGGAAUACAUGAAUUACUGCAAGGAGACUGAGGAGGAGGAUGGGGAUGGAGAGCAGAGUGACCUCGUGUCGGUAAAUAACGCACCCCAUGUGUACUCCAGGGGGGGAAGAACCACCAACCAGUGGAAAAGAGAGAAUAAAGAGAAAAGAGAAAAGGAGGCCGAGGAAAAUAAAGAAAAGGUGGGCGAGAACAGGGCGAAGAGCGAGGACCUGAUGAACCUGAAUGGGGAGCAGAUCAACCACAUGCUCAGCAUCGGCAAGGAUAAAAGCAACAACACGACGGUGACGACAAAUCACAUGGUCGAGAAGGGAGAAGCGAGAAUUGUUGACAACUGCGAUGGGAAUAAGGAAAAAGAGAAGGGGAAAAAGAAGCUGUUGAAGGAGCAGAAGGGAAAUGCUCAUGAGGUAGAGCAAGGCAUAGUGAUGACCGGAAGACGGGAAGAAAGACAAGACGCAACGAAGGAAAGGAAGAAUAAAGAAGGGGACGAGCGGGAUAACAACCUAAGUGGACGCAAAGACGACAAAGGGGAAAGUGACCCUGAUGAGGAGAAGAAGCAACAUCCGCAUGAGUUGGACGAGCUGGACAAACUGAGCGACCAAGCCACGGAGAGUGGGGACAGUGUGGUUUACAACUACAACCUGUAUAACGCCAUCUACGACCUGAACGAACAGUUUUCCAGUGUGGUGAAAAACAUGUAUAUGGAGAAAGACGCUGGGGGGACAAUCGCAGGGACGCCGGAAAAUGAAAAGGUGAAGUCGAAGGGGAAGAAGGAAAAGGGAAAAAAAGGAAGCAAGGUCGAGCAGGAAGUGGAGGAUUCGACCCAAUUGAGCGACAUUGCGGAGAAUGCAGACAAAAGGAGAAAAGAGGAGAAACUCAAGAAGAAGGCCAAAAAGAAGGAGGAGAAACGGCGAAGGAAGGAACUGCUGGAGGAAGAAAAGAGGAAAAUGCAGGAAAUAAAAAAGGAAAAGAAGAAAAAAAUGAAAGAAAUGAAAAAGGAAGAAAUGAGGAAAAUGAAGGAGGCAGAGAAGGAGAAGAAGAAGAAGUUGAAGGAGGCACGGGAAGCGAGGGAACAAGAGGAAAUGAAAGCGAGGGAACAAGAGGAAAUGAAAGCGAAGGAGGAGAAGAAGGCCAAGGCGGCAAGAAAGGCAAAAAGGGCUGCGGCCAAAGCGGCUGCAGCUGCAACCGCAGCGGCAACUACAGCGGCAACUGCAUCUGCCCAGCGGGUGGAGGGAAAUCUGACCGAAUACUCCUCCAUGAGGGAGAAGAACCCCAGUGAUGACACCCAGGCGGCCGAACCCCCCCCAAACAACGACUACAACUUUAUCGAUGCAACGUCUAGUGACAAGCGUAAGAUGAUGGAGACGCAAAGGGGGAAGAUCAUAUACGAAGAAUACAUAACUCAGGAGAAGGCAAUUAAGGGCAUCCUCAAGAAGAAGUACAUGCGGGGAAUCCUCACCGCCCGGAGGCACGACAACGGGUUUGUCAUGUGCAACGACAAGAAGGUGCAUAUAAAGUCGAAGAAGGACAUGAACAGAGCGAUCGACGGGGACGCAGUGGUGAUCCAGCUGACGGGGGACAAAAGGGGAGAGGCAAGCGGGGUAAGAAAAACAAAGAGGAGGAGGGCAAAGUCAAGUGCCCGGCGAAAUAAAAAGGAAGAAAAACUUACUGGAAAAAUAGUCUACAUAGAAGAACACCACGGGUCGAAUAUCCACUAUGUGUGCAUUUUUAGAGAAAAAAUGAAAAAGCAAAAGUACAGCUUGGCUGUCCCAUUUAAAAAAAGUAUCCCAUUUAUUAAGGUGAAAAAUAGGCACAUAAUUCAGUUCAUGAAGAAGAGUAACGUCAUCAACAUAACGAACCAAAUCCUCUAUAUUAAAAUAUUUCAGUGGAACACAAAUGACUCAUUUCCAGAAGGGAGAAUUGUCGAACUCCUUGGACAAAACGACUUGUUCCACAACAUGCAAAAUGCCAUUCUGCUUAACUACAAUUUAAACUUCAAUUUGAGAGAACCUUUGGAAGAUGAUUUUUUAAAACAAUUAAAAAAUAAGGAAAUUUUAUACAGCGAUAUAGUCAGUGAGGAAGUAAAAAAGAGAAUGGACUUGAGUGAAAAAUGUAUCUUCACCAUCGAUCCGGAAACAGCGAGAGAUUUGGAUGACGCCAUUAACAUCAGCAGAAUAAGCAAAAAAAAAAUAGCCAAAUGCAAUUUCUACAUCAGUGUUAUUCACAAUUUAAUGGUUCACAAUGGAGAAAUUGAGGAAUCCAUUUUGCAAAAAAAUCUCUCCUUUUUUGUUAAAGAGGAUGAUGAUUUUUUCCAAAAGUUGAAGAAGAAUAAAUACAUCAAGGAGAUGGAAGAUAUUAAAUAUGAAAAUUUUGUAGACAAGCCGGGUGAUGACUCCUCUAAGAAAAGGAAGAAUCGACCCGGUGAGAUGUGCACCCGUUACACACACCAGGGGAACCAACAUAUGGAAAGCAGCAGCACCACGGAGGAUAGCUCCCUACAGAAAAGCAACAGCAGUGGACAGGCGAUGGGAAAGUACCACCACCUGGUGGGCAACCAGAAGGGAAGAUCAAAAUAUGAUCCCCUCAUGGGGAACAAGAAUUAUGGCGAUUCCGAAUCGGGCACGGGGAUUAGCAGCAUAACCAGGGGAGCACACAGAGGUGUAAGGAAGGGAGAAAGGAGUGAAGGGGAUAAUCACCUGGACAAGUGCGGAAACCCGUUUGAGGAUUCCUCUAUGUGUAAUUCCGGCUACGGUGGGGAAAAUGAAGAGUAUACGCGGAGGGGCGCCAGUCGGAAGAAGCCAUUAGAAAAGGGCGAAAGCGGUAACGGUGAUGGCGACGCCAGCCCCAGCAAGCUAACCAAAUACCAACAUAUAUUUAAAAAGUACCUGAACGAAGACAUAGGAAGGGACGUCCUGAGCAACCACGACCUGUUCUGCGAAAAGUGCAAGAGACACAUAACCCUGAAGGAAAUAAUAAAGGACAUGACGGAAAAAAAAUGGAAAAAGUACAACUUGUUCGAAGUGGGAGUGCAUAUAACAGACGUCGCCUAUUUUAUAAAAGAAAACUCUUCCCUCGAUAUUGAUGCGCGUAAUAGAGCUAUGACUAUAUACCUAACGCAUACGUGCUUCCCCAUGAUUUCCAGAAUUUUAAGUGAAUCCUUGUGUAGUUUGGACCCCAUUAACAGCCGUUUAUGCUUGUCGAUAUUUUUCUACAUGGACAGUGCAGGCAGAAUUGAUCACAAUUCUUUUUUCAUUAAGGAAAGCAUAAUAAAUAGUAAAGUGAGGUUUACCUAUGAGGAGGUUCACUUGCUUGUGAAAAGUUAUAGUAAAUUGAGAAAGGUAAUUAACCGUUUGAUGAAGGAGGAACGCAGCAGGGGCGCUUCCCACCUUUUGGGAAUACCCCCAGGGGGGGAUACUGCUGUGUGGGCGAAGCGGCAGGAGGGAGAUGAUGCAGUGGGGGGAGGAACUGUUGCAGAAGCGCUCGAUGGUGGACAGCACGUCGAACAGGGUAACCAGGCCAACCAGGCCAACCAAACCAAACACGGUGUGGACACUGCACAAAGUGAUCAAAAAGGGUCCGUUGCGCCCAUCCCAGCUGAGGAGCCAGCCAGCCAGAAGAGCAGCCUAUACAGGAAAUUCCUGAACCUGAAUUUUUACUCGAAAAAGAAGAAGAGCGCAAGUGUGGAAUGUGAGAAUGCCUCGUGUGGGAACGCUACCAAUGGGCGAAGCGAAGCGGGUGGCCCCCACCACAACAACGGUAGUAACAAUGGCAGUAACAACAACGGCAACCACAAUGGAAGUAACGACAAGGGAAGUAAUGACAACAGUUGCAUGAAGGCACUGCUCAACAAUCGCAACAAUUGCGGAAAGAGUGAAGAUGCAAAGAAGACAAAUGCACUGAUGAAGAAACACAUCCUGCAACAUGGAGAUGUAAAAAAAGGAAUAAGGGAUCUCCUAAAAAUUUUCAAAAAUCUGAAUAAUAAAAAUUACAAGCUAUCCUACAGGAAAAUCUUCCAAAUCGUAAAAAACUUGUAUUAUUUACACAAGGUUACCAAGCGCGCAAGAGUCAUACGAAAGAAUAAUGGCUCCCUCCUUUUCAAUAACGAUAAGAUGAAUAUUAUUCUGUCUAGUACCUGUACCCCCAUAGCAAUUGCGAAAAAAAAGUACACCUUUGCGAAUUACUUAGUCGAGGAACUCAUGUUGAGUGCUAAUAAGUUAGUAGCAAUAAGGCAAUAUUUUAGUAAAUAUAGAGACGUGUCCGUUUUUAGAUGCCACAGUAUGGAUAACAUAAUAGAAACAAGUGACAUCAUUGAAGUUUUAGAAAAGCAUGGGAUUUAUUUGCCAGUUUCUGACUUGAGGCAUAUUUUAAAAUUUUUGGAUGAAGCAAGAAGUGUCAUUAAACAGAAGAGCAAAAAUAUCUCAGACAUUGUUUUUGCCUAUGCCAAGAAGAAAAUGAUGAGGGCAGAAUAUCACACCUUUAAGAAUAUUAAGGACAACCACAUGAGUACCUACCACUAUGCGCUCUCCUUCCUUUUGUAUACCCAUUUUACUUCUCCUAUUAGGAGAUAUCCAGACAUUUUGGUUCACCGGGUUAUUAAGAAAAUCAUCAGUGACGAGAAUAAGCUGAAUGGGCAGUUGUCCACCAGGCAGGAAAUCCUGGCCGCCCCGGAUACCUCAGACGUGGGCAUAAUUGAGAAAAUUUGUGAAAACUGCAACAAUUGCAAGACAAAGUCCAAGUGGGCCCAGAUAGACUGCGAAAUUGCCUUUUUCUGUUUGUACUUGCAAAAGCAGGACCAUCCGGGUUACAACAGGGGCAUCAUCAUGGAUAUUUACAGGGAAAAGUCCUCUAUAUUCUUCAAGUCUUUCUCAUUUGAAAAUAGCCUCUACUACAGCGGUUACGAAAAGCAUACCACCAAAAUGAAUAGGAACCAUAAGGCAUAUUUGAGGGAAUAUGUUAUACAGCCCAAUUUGGCCAAGCAGGAGCUCACAGUUCAUGUUUACAGUGCCAACAAGAAAAAGGUCAUCAUGCGAAAGGUGUACAAGCGGUUCGAUUAUAUUCCCCUCUAUUUUUUCCCCUUGAACACGAUGCCUCCAUCGUAUUUCCUGGCCGUCGCCGAUCGUUGA